UUUGACCGCAUGGGCAACCCUCGGUUUUAGUGUAAAUAAAUAGAAAAAACAAAGCCGUAGAAUUUUUGAAAACGUCACAAAUACGUGUAAACAAUUUGGCGCUAAACGCAGUUAAUAGGAAGUUAUUAUAAAUGGAGCAAACCCCGCGUGGUAUGCACUUUUUGGCGGCGGUACUGGUGCUGGUAAUAUUGCUUUUGCAUCAAAAACAAAUCGACGCUGCGGCUGCAACAACAAAUGACACGGAACCAAAUACGGCUAAGGGAAAUUCCGUAAAGCCACCAUCUCUUCCGGCAGCAGAAACUGUGACGUCACCACCACCGCAGUCAAAGGCAGCAGCUGCAGGAACAGCAGAAAAACCUGUGGAGAUCAAUGAAAAUCCAGAGAAGCCAAAGCCGGCGACCGAAAAAAAUGCGCAUCCAACAACAAAGAAUGUAAUUCUGCCCGUUGAAGACAAUGUGCACAUUGAGCACUCCAAUCCCAAAACCGAGAUGGACUUUGCGGACUCAUUUACUCCAGUUUACUAUAUACUUGUGGCAUUAUCAAGCUCGGCGAUUUUGCUGCUGGUUGCUCGUGUUUAUCGUCUUCGUUUGUCACGCGCUGAGCGCAAGUAUGGAGUGCAAGGAGAUCGGGCCAAUCAGGAGCUGACACCGCUGCCAAUGGCGAUUGAGGAUGUGAACAGCGAUGAGGACGAGGAUCACACAUUGUUCGAGGUUAAUCGUCAGAGUAUACGCAUCUUAUGAAAUCACAACAACAACAGCAGUAACAGCAUGCAGAAAAGCACAGACCAAUAGUCUGUUUGUACCACACACACACACACACACACACACCCACACACACGCAGACACACACACAAACAAACGAUUCUCAGCUAAGCAAUUUGCUUUCUCAGUUGUAGUUGUAAUUUUUUGUAGAGUAUCAAUGUAGUUAGAUACUUACCUUGCCUAACUGUGUAAUUGCCUUAUAAGGUCAACUUAAGAUUUACAUUUCUCUCACAAUACAAAAUUGAAGUUCAUGUUUAAAGAAAACAAGAAAAACAUAAGAAAAAACAAAAAACCAUUUGUGAUAACAAUAAUAUGUAUGUAAGAAAUUGCUAUGCGUUUAACUAAUUUUGUACACUAAACUUAACUACUACUUUAUAUGUAUAUACAAGUAUAUUGAAUAUUGCUUGUGUCAUGUAAAACGUGAAUAAAUGUUAAAAGAAAAAAACAAAUGAUAAUGCAUUUACAUUUA
This is a messenger RNA of Drosophila innubila, 1230 nucleotides long. Its product is annotated as membrane protein FAM174A. The record is from RefSeq and is a predicted model, not a curated record. NCBI's taxonomy places the organism in Eukaryota, Metazoa, Arthropoda, Insecta, Diptera, Drosophilidae. The transcript has 2 exons. Bases 132 to 740 code for a protein of 202 amino acids.